Molecule: messenger RNA, 135 nt
Organism: Racocetra fulgida
Lineage: Eukaryota; Fungi; Glomeromycota; Glomeromycetes; Diversisporales; Gigasporaceae
Source: the annotation of a GenBank genome assembly
UGGUUCUCACAAUAUAAAGAAAACAAUAUUAACAUUCUGGCAGAAGAUUUUAACACAAAUCUAGACCCUGCUAUAAACAGAAUAAGCCAAGCUUCAGCUCAAAGUAACAAUUCUAGAAUGCAACUUAAAGAAUUG